AUGGCCGACCCCUGCACCUGGCAGGGCGUCGGCUGCGACGCCACAGGCCGCGUGACGCACCUGGCCUUCAUGUAUGGAGACCUGCUGUUGCCACUCCGCCUGUCCAGCUCGUUUGUGGAGCUGGUGGCGCAGCUGCCGGCCCUGCAAGUGCUCAACAUGCAGCAGGCGUCCACCUUUGACCACCCCACCCAGCUGCCAGACUCGUGGGCGGGCCUGAAGCAGCUGCGGACGCUCAGGAUGCUCCAGGUCGAGUUCUCCGGCAGCCUGCCGCCCUCCUGGGGCGCCAAGAACCUCGAUCUUUCCUUCAACCGCCUGUCGGGGACGCUGCCGCCAGGCUGGGCCAGCCCUGUGCUGAGUACCAUCAACGUUGGGCAAAACCUGCUGACUGGCACCCUGCCAGCCGAGUGGGUCGAUGCGCUCCCUGCCCUGACCUCCCUUCAGUUGGAUCACAACCGACUGAGGGGCACCCUGCCCAUCGUGUGGCAGUGGUUCCCCAAGCUGGAGUACCUCUGGCUGUACAACAACCGCCUCACCGGCACCCUGCCCCAGGGGCUGGGCUGCAACGGCAGCUUUGCGCGGCUGAGCCAGCUCGAUCUGUCGCACAACAGCCUGACGGGCAGGCUGCCCGCUGGGUAUCUCCAAAACAACUCUCUUGCCGGCACGCUGCCGGUUCAGCUGCCCUGCUCCUUCCCGGCCCUGCAGCAGCUAGACGCAGCCUUCAACCAGCUCAGCGGCACUCUGCCACCCAACUGGUGGGGCGCGCGGGAGGGCUCCACACUGUCCUGGAAGAACCUGGGUGCCCUGAUCCUGCACCACAACCGCCUCAGCGGCCCUCUGCCUCCCGGCUUCCUUGUGCGCCCUCCACGCGACCAGCACAUGUUGAGGGCCGUCGACCUGUCCCACAACCAGCUCACCGGCACACUGUCCAACCUGGUUGGCCUGGACCUGCAGCAUCGCAAGCCCAAGUCGUUCCACCUGCAAGUCUUAUCUCUCGCCGACAACCUCCUGCAUGGCAGCUUGCCCAGCAACUGGUCCCGUGCUGCUACGCUCAGCGGGCUGCUUGGCUUGAACCUAUCGGGCAACGCGUUUACGGGCACGCUUCCAGCCAGCUGGCUGGCCAUCGAGGCCUGGCCCAACAUGCACUUCCUAGAUGUCGCCAGGAACAAGUUGGAGGGACUCAUAGACGUGCCUCCCAGGGGUGCCAAGCGGCAGUUUUCGCUGCUGGUCUGGCCCGGCAACAGCGGCUUGUGCACCGGCGCUGCCGACACGGGGUCCCCCGCCGCGUGCCUGAACGUCAGCGACACGGUGGCGUGGAAGGAGUCGGUGUAUAGCACGGGUUCACAUGUGUCUCACCACUAUGAGCAGAUACGCGAGCACUCCCCAGACCCUGGCUGGGCCGUCUGCUCCCGAGUCGAUGCCACAGUGUAUCUGGCUCGCCUGCACGAUGCGCUGGCGGUGGCGGUGAAGGUCAUGCUGCUGCCUGUGGGUCCUAUGCUGAACGAGCAGCUGCAGCAGGAGGUGUCGUUGGUGCACCGCUGCCACCACCCUGGCAUACUGCAGCUGGUUGGCGUGUGCUGGGCGCAGGGCCUGGUGUUUGUGGUGACAGAGCUCAUGUCCGGUGGUUCGCUGCUCAGCCAGCUGCCCAACCCGGUGCUGCGCUACCAUGCCAGGGGCCGGGAGCUGCUGCUCCAAGUUGCCAGCACGUUGCACCACCUACAUGGCCGCAAGAUCGUGCACCUUGACCUGAAAGCGAGCAAUGUGCUGCUGGAUGGAUCACUGGGCACUGCCAAAAUCUGCGAUCUCGGGCAGUCAGGCAUCCUGCAGGCCAGCAUCGUGACAGCUCAUGGCACCCCCAACUGCUACUCUUCCCCCGAGCAGCUGGCAGGGGGCUGGUGCGGCCCAGCAUCCGACAUUUACAGCCUGGGAAUCGUGAUGCUGGAGGUGCUGACGGGCCGGUGCCUGAGCAUUGCCCUGUUCAUGUGGCAGAGCUGGUAG
Chlorella variabilis is the source of this 1995-nucleotide messenger RNA. RefSeq lists its product as hypothetical. The transcript is spliced from 16 exons. The record is from RefSeq and is a predicted model, not a curated record. Bases 1 to 1995 code for a protein of 664 amino acids. Gene Ontology annotation, cellular component: plasma membrane. Gene Ontology annotation, molecular function: protein kinase activity; protein binding; ATP binding. Lineage: Eukaryota; Viridiplantae; Chlorophyta; Trebouxiophyceae; Chlorellales; Chlorellaceae. Gene Ontology annotation, biological process: protein phosphorylation.